UGAUCUUGAAGGACGGAAGAGGAACAGGAGACACCCAAUUUCCUCUUAAUCUCCAAUGUCUCAUGCUGGUGACAGUGCUAUUAAUAUAUCUUUGGGGGAGGCCAAUUAGAGAUGUCACCAUUUGCCUUUGCACGAUUCAUGGCAUGGGAGGACGGCAUGAAAUAACUGACCACUGAGCUGGAGAUGUGCCACUCAGAUGGGAGGAGUGUUAAUACUGAGUGGGUGUAUGCUGGGGGUGGUGGUCUUAACAAGCAGAUUCUGUGGAAAUGCAUGAGACUUCAUGCAGUUUGGCUCACACUCUGAAACUGUGAUUUCUUAUCCACUGCAUCAGGUGUCAGUGAAGCCUUUACCCCAAAGCUGGUGUUGGUUACUGCAGACACACCCCGUGGAUAGCGGAACCCAUUUGUAGUCACAAAAUCACCAUAAUUAGGGACCAAAAAUGGAGAACAAAACAUCAGGAAUGAGCAAGGGCCUCCACGUGAACUGCAGCAUGUCUGGAAGACACGGCUUCAUCUUCACCUUCAUCCCUGUCGUCUACGGAUGCAAUUUCGUCAUUGGGAUCAUUGGCAAUAGCAUGGUGGUGGCUGUGAUCUACCGCUACAUGAAGCUGAAGACAGUUGCAAACGUGUUUGUGUUCAAUCUAGCCAUAUCAGAUCUGACCUUCCUUAUUACGCUACCUUUGUGGGCCACUUUCACAGCUACGGGCUACCACUGGCCGUUUGGCACCUUCCUGUGCAAGGCAAGUGCCGGACUGGUCAUCUUCAACCUGUAUACUAGUAUAUUCUUCCUCACUGCUCUUAGCAUUGACAGAUAUCUCGCUAUCGUUCAUCCGGUGCGCUCCAGACGCCAACGCACACUUUUUUACGCAAACCUCACGUGUGUACUCAUAUGGCUCUUUGCCUUGCUCCUCAGUGCACCUACAGCGCUAAGCCGGGAUGUGUACGACAUUGGGAACUCCACAUUGUGUGCCGUGUGGCACCGCAGUGAGCAUCUUAACUUGCUAGUUACCCUUAGUGUGCUAAAAAGCGUGCUAGGUUUCAUUGUGCCUUUCCUCGUCAUCAUCACCUGCUAUUGCCUGAUCGGUCAGGCGCUUCUAGGUUCCAGGGGUCUGUUGAGGAAAAGCGUUCGCUCUCGGGAAGACGAAACUCUACGUAUGAUAGCUGCUACCGUGCUAGCUUUCUUUGUUUGUUGGGCUCCUCACCAGGCUUUCCACUUCAUGGAGCUGCUGGCCACGCUUGGCGUGGUGGAAAACUGCCAAACACUAGAUGUUAUUGACACAGCCAUGCCGUUUACCAUCUGCAUCUCCUAUUUAAACAGUUGUGUAAACCCCAUACUUUAUGGCUUUGUUGGGCACAACUUUCGCAAGAACUUACUGAGGUUACUAGGCUGUACAUCUGGACAAUCUAGUAAUAGCAUUAGCUCAAAGAUGAAUGCCAAUUCCCAUUGUACCUCUGGUCUGCUCAACCCACCAAGCUCCAAUAACAAUUCAACACCUACAAUGAAGACAUCUUAAGUGCAAAAGGCAUAGAUGAAAUUAUGUAUAUAUCUGUUUUGAAAUUUUGGUACUAGAUAUUUUUGAUUGGCCAAUACACAGCCAAAGCACAGUUCAGUUAAACAUACUAAUUACAUGCAUUAAUACUGUAUCAGUAACAAUGCUCAAGAGAAUUGCUUCAAAUAUCAGUGCCAUUAAACAAGAUGUGUAAUUCUGCUAUAUAUAACUAUAUUCACCUUAACUAACUUACUUGUCAAAAUUCUCCGUGAUGAUAUUUAUGCCAAUAUCUGUUAGCGCCCAUAAUACAGUGCCUUGCAAAAGUAUUUAUACCCCUUCAUAUUUGUUUCACGUUUUUUGUUGCAGCCUUGUUAAACUGCUUUAAAUUACUUUCCCCCACAUCAAUUUACACUCCAUACACCAUAAUAACAAAGCAAAAAACUGAUUUGUGACACCUUUGCAAAUUUAUGAAAAAUAAAACACUGGAAUAAGUUAAUUUCAUAAGUACUCAGUACUUAGCUGAAGCACCUUUACAGCUUCAAGUCUUUUUGGGUAUGAUGCGGCAAGCUUUGCACAUCUGCAUUUGGCAAUUAUCUGCCAUUAUUUACAUCACUUCUUCACCUCUCAGUCUCUGUCAGCUUGGAUGGGGUCUGGCAGAUCUUUUCAGGUUUCUCCAGAAAUAUUUGAUUGCAUUCAAACCAAGGCUCUGGCUGGGCCACUCAAGGACAUUCACGGAGUUGUCUAUAAGCCACGCUUACUGUGUGCUUAGGGUCAUUGUCCUGUUGGAAAGUGAACCUUCUGCCCAGUCUGAGGUUUCGAAUGCUCUCAGUAUUUUGGUGCAUUGAGCCCUGCCGCUGAAAAACAAACCCACAGCAUGAAGCUGAUACCAGCACACUUUACUUUUGGUAUGGUACUCUGCAGGUGAUGAGCAAUGCUUGGUUUCUUUCAAACAUGAUGUUUGGAAUUGAGGUUCAUCAGAACUCAGGGCUCGAAAAUAAGGAGUGCCCGAUGGCCCGGGGCCAGCGUGAAAGACGCUCGGGACAGUUGACGAAUAUCUCACUGGCCCGAUCAGGCCACUGCUGUGUCGUCACGAAAGUUUAGCAUUUGCACUUAUUUUUCAACCUUGAUAAUUUAAAAUUUUAAGCGAUCACAGAGAGACGCGUCUCUAACGGUCAAAUAGCCUACAAAAGUAUUAGCUUUGUAGCUUUAACAAUGAUUAAUACCUAAUUUAUACAGUGGAGACCAAUCGACCAGACAUAUUUCAACCGAUCUCUUGUUCUGGGCUUGCACAAAAACUGCAUGCAAUCUUCGUUCAAAAUGUCAUGUGUGUAGAAAUAUGACGAACUUUUUAGACAUCCGUUAACAGAGGCCAAAGACGCUAAAGACAAACGCAAACAGAAAAAAAUACUGUAGCAGGCAGACCAAGAUCACGGUGUACAACACGCGAAAUAUUAUCGUAAAUAUUGAAACUGUGGUUUAUGUGAAUGUAUCUGAGGGAAACUGACUGUUUACAUGGCGUUUUCCUUUCAUUUGCCCAUGUAUGAUGUAUUUAAAGUAGCAUUCAUAAGCAUGGCGCUGCUUUGUUUACAGCGGUAAUCACAGAAACAUAAUAUCACUAUUAUUCCAUAAUAGUGAUUCCAUUUGCUUUCUUUCAGUCUGUCAGCUGUUUUUCCCUAAAGCAUUUUUUACGGUGGCCGAGACAACGCGCUGCAACUUAAGAAAACACAUGCAAACAGAAAAAAACGACAACAAAUUAAGAAAACAUCUUCAUCAGUUUGACAACACAGGCGCUGCAAAUCCUCGCAACGCAAACACAAAUACGGAAACGU
Molecule: messenger RNA, 3318 nt
Organism: Labeo rohita (rohu)
Lineage: Eukaryota; Metazoa; Chordata; Actinopteri; Cypriniformes; Cyprinidae
Gene: agtr1b
Product: angiotensin II receptor, type 1b
Exons: 3
Coding region: 440-1513 (357 amino acids)
Biological process (GO): G protein-coupled receptor signaling pathway; immune response; regulation of vasoconstriction
Cellular component (GO): membrane
Molecular function (GO): angiotensin type II receptor activity
Source: RefSeq, a predicted model, not a curated record